GCGUUUUCGUUCAUUCCAUUCCAUUUGAUUGCAUUUGGCGCCAAACAAAGUAUAAAAGCUGGAGAACCUGGGCUGCGAUCGGCACACUAGUACCGUGACAAUAGAGGAGCCACGACACGCGGAGGCGGCUGCUGCAAAACCCAAAAGGACCAUAGGAUUCGCAUGGAUUUGUGACUUAUUUCAGAGAGAGUGCAUAGAGUUUGUUUGUGCGUGUGCGUGUGUGUGUGUCUGUGAUUAGUGAUUGGUGUUUGGGAAAAGGACAUCCAAGGAUACAUCUCCUAGCUCCUGUUGAGACUUGGAAUAUACUCGCUCAAUCAAAAGAAAUCAGAGAUGGCUCUGAAAUGGGCUCUUCUGAUCACGAUGCUGACGCUGGCGCGGAGUGCAAAGUUGGACAACAAAUACCUGCCGCCGCCGGCGAGUGCGGCUAGUGCGGGCGGCAGUCCGGGAGCAGGUCUCCAGGGACCAGGAGGUGGCUUCGGCGGUGGCGGAAGGCCAGGAGGUGGCAAUAACGGAUUGGGUGGAAUCAACAAUGGCCUGGGCGGAUUUUCAGGCGCUGGCGGUGCAAGUCGACCCAUUGGACCGGCCCCUGCUCAACGUCCCAGUGCUCCAGCGGCUUCUCCUCCAGCUGGUCCGCCCAUCCCAAUAUUGUCGUUCGUGAACGAAAACGAUGGCGACGGCAACUACCGUUUCAGUUACGAGACGGGCAACGGCAUCAAGGCCCAGGAGGAGGGCACCGUGAAGAACAAGGGCUCCGACAGUGAGAUCCCUUCCGUUAUGGGCUCCUACUCGUACACCAAUCCCGAGGGCGAGCUGGUCGAGAUCUCGUACACGGCCGAUGAGAACGGAUUCGUUCCCUCCGGAGCAGCAUUACCAACACCGCCGCCCGUUCCGGAGGCCAUUGCCAAAGCAUUAGCCGCCCAGGGUAUUUCUGUACUUCCGGGUGGUGGCUUCAGUGGAGGAGCCGGUGGCCAGGGAGGCGCCGGUGGCCCAGGAGGAUAUGGAGGCGCCGGUGGACAGGGAGGUGGCGGCGGAUCAGGAUAUGGCGGUGGAGCAGGUCGAGGGGGUGCUCCAGGAGCCGGCGGCCAAGGAGGAUUUGGAGGUGGGCCUGGUGCUCCAGGAGGCGGCGGUGGGCAAGGAGGCGGUGGUGGAGCAGGUUACGGCGGAGGAGCAGGUCGAGGUGGUGCUCCAGGUGCCGGAGGCCAAGGAGGAUUUGGAGGUGGAGCAGGAGCUCCAGGAGGCGGCGGUGGGCAAGGAGGCGGCGGAGGAGCAGGAUAUGGUGGUGGAGCAGGUCGAGGUGGUGCUCCAGGAGCCGGCGGCCAAGGAGGAUUUGGAGGUGGGCCUGGUGCUCCAGGAGGCGGCGGUGGGCAAGGAGGCGGCGGUGGAGCAGGAUAUGGCGGAGGAGCAGGUCGAGGUGGUGCUCCAGGAGCCGGCGGCCAAGGAGGAUUUGGAGGUGGGCCUGGUGCUCCAGGAGGCGGCGGUGGGCAAGGAGGCGGCGGAGGAGCAGGAUAUGGUGGUGGAGCAGGUCGAGGUGGUGCUCCAGGAGCCGGCGGCCAAGGAGGAUUUGGAGGUGGGCCUGGUGCUCCAGGAGGCGGCGGUGGGCAAGGAGGCGGCGGUGGAGCAGGAUAUGGCGGAGGAGCAGGUCGAGGUGGUGCUCCAGGAGCCGGCGGCCAAGGAGGAUUUGGAGGUGGGCCUGGUGCUCCAGGAGGCGGCGGUGGGCAAGGAGGUGGCGGAGGAGCAGGAUAUGGUGGUGGAGCAGGUCGAGGUGGUGCUCCAGGAGCCGGCGGCCAAGGAGGAUUUGGAGGUGGGCCUGGUGCUCCAGGAGGCGGCGGUGGGCAAGGAGGCGGCGGUGGAGCAGGUUACGGCGGAGGAGCAGGUCGAGGGGGUGCUCCAGGUGCCGGCGGCCAAGGAGGAUUUGGAGGUGGAGCAGGAGCUCCAGGAGGCGGCGGUGGGCAAGGAGGCGGUGGAGGAGCAGGAUAUGGUGGUGGAGCAGGUCGAGGUGGUGCUCCAGGAGCCGGCGGCCAAGGAGGAUUUGGAGGCGGGCCUGGUGCUCCAGGAGGCGGCGGUGGGCAAGGAGGCGGCGGAGGAGCAGGAUAUGGUGGUGGAGCAGGUCGAGGGGGUGCUCCAGGUGCCGGCGGCCAAGGAGGAUUUGGAGGUGGAGCAGGAGCUCCAGGAGGCGGCGGUGGGCAAGGAGGCGGCGGGGGAGCCGGACGCGGUGGUGCUCCAGGAGCGGGCUCUCAGUACAUCCCCCCACCGCCUGGACUCCCAGGAGGUGGACGGGGCAGCGGCGACUUCAAUCCCCAGACUGGCUACAGCUAUUGAUCCCGGCGGGAUCCCCUUCCAGCCAAAACCCCAUCACUCCGAUCGAAGAAACCUCAGUGCAACGCUAAUGCAAUUA
This is a messenger RNA of Drosophila persimilis, 2395 nucleotides long. It is a transcript of the gene Cpr47Ef, whose product is annotated as glycine-rich cell wall structural protein. Gene Ontology annotation, cellular component: chitin-based extracellular matrix. The transcript has 14 exons. Gene Ontology annotation, molecular function: structural constituent of chitin-based larval cuticle. Bases 331 to 2319 code for a protein of 662 amino acids. The record is from RefSeq and is a predicted model, not a curated record. Lineage: Eukaryota; Metazoa; Arthropoda; Insecta; Diptera; Drosophilidae.